UUAUUUAUUUUUGUCAUAAUUCUCUUUCUUAUUUAAAAUAUGAGAAGCAAAACAGAAUCCUCUCUUUUGAUCUUGGUGUUUAAUUUGUUUUCAUUCAUUCAUCUUCAAAUCACUAAGAUCAUCUUUUUUGAGAAAUCUUAGAUCUUCUUUUAUCAAUGUUUUCAAAACUCAUCAACAAAGCUAGUGUAUAUACAUAUAUAUAAGAGUAGAAGAACAAGUACUUUAGAGAGAGAGAGAGAGAGAGAGAUCAAGGUGGAUCAAAGGAAAGGGAAGAAGUAUCUCCCUUCUGAUCAUGAAUCAGAGGAGAAAAGAGAAGCUUUCAAAUUUUCUGAAUACCAAACACAAAUAUCUAAUAAAAAUCAAAAGAAAAAGGCUUCAUCAUCACACUUCUCUAUGAAAAGUAUAAUAAGCACUUCUGAAUUUAUGGAGAGGAAAAAUCAAUCUCAACCUACACAACAAGGUAAUGAAAAGAAAAAACAUUACAGAGGUGUACGGCAAAGACCAUGGGGGAAAUGGGCAGCUGAAAUAAGAGACCCUAAAAAGGCAGCACGAGUGUGGCUUGGCACCUUUGAUACAGCAGAAGCAGCAGCGUCUGCUUAUGAUGCUGCUGCUUACAAAUUCAAAGGAAACAAAGCCAAACUCAAUUUCCCUCAACUCAUCAUUAAUAAUGUUGAUGCUAAUUCGGAUCUAUCACCGUGUAAAAAUAUUAAUGUUUCAUCUUCUUCAUCAUCUUCUUCUUCGCAAUAUGUUCCAUCGAAGAAUCUACUUUUUCCGUCGUCUUUGGAGGAAGGGUUCCCAAACCUAAUGCAAUAUGUGCAAGUGCUUUGUAGUAAGGAUGAUGAAGAUCUUCGACGUGCUACUUCAUGUCUUUACAAUAAUAAUAACAAUAACAACAAUAAUAAUAAUAAUAACAACAACAACGAGCAAUUUCGUUAUUAUUAUAAUUUGCCGCCAUUGUUUUCUACAUCAUCGAGAUUUCCAUCCUCUACUUCUAAGGAUGUUGUUGUGCCUAGGGUUGGAGAUUGUGGUUCUUCUGAAAGACGAAAUGGUUUUCAUGAAAGGAACCCAAGAGGGUCAUAAUUUCUAUGACCUAAAUUUUCUAUUAUGAUCGAUAGGUCUUAGUUAUUAAAGACACUAGACGACUCAUUAUAAUUUUAAAUUUAAAUAUGAAUCAUCUGAUUUUUAAUCAUUGAUCUUCGAAGCAACAAAUGUUUUUAUAUUAUAUAUGACAAGUCCAUGCAUUUGGAAGAUGGUUUUUUGUUGUCAA
This is a messenger RNA of Cicer arietinum (chickpea), 1267 nucleotides long. RefSeq names its product ethylene-responsive transcription factor ERF113-like. NCBI's taxonomy places the organism in Eukaryota, Viridiplantae, Streptophyta, Magnoliopsida, Fabales, Fabaceae. The record is from RefSeq and is a predicted model, not a curated record. Gene Ontology annotation, molecular function: DNA-binding transcription factor activity; DNA binding. Gene Ontology annotation, biological process: regulation of DNA-templated transcription; ethylene-activated signaling pathway.